Gryllus bimaculatus (two-spotted cricket) is the source of this 690-nucleotide messenger RNA. NCBI's taxonomy places the organism in Eukaryota, Metazoa, Arthropoda, Insecta, Orthoptera, Gryllidae. The record is from the annotation of a GenBank genome assembly.
AUGGCGCAAACCUGGCGAAUACUGGUGGCGCUUCUAGCGGCCAGCGUGGCACUAAAAUCCGAAGCAGUAUCGCCCGAACCGUGGCGGAGCACGCCGGCCUCAGCAGAGGGAUUGGAGUGGGCCGUGUCUACAGCGGAGUCGCCGGUGCCCGCACCGCAGCCCGUCCUCGGCCCCGACGCCGCCGCACUCUUCGCGCAAGACUUUUUCUACGCGCAGCGGCUGCAGGUGGUGGCGCUGUGCGCGUGUUCGAAAGAGGGAAGUCGCUCGUCGCGCCGAGGUCCGCUUCAACCGUGCAAUGCUCGGCUUCAUGCAGGAUCUCUUCAACUUCACGUGCACGACUCUGAGUGGGUGUCGUGGCGCGUGGUGGCGCUGGUGUGCUUCCUGCUGGCCAUCCUGCUCAACACCUACUACUCCGCGUCCAUGGUGACGGCGCUGCUGCUGCCGCCGCCGCGCACCGUGCACGGCCUGGACGACCCGGCGGCGGCGGCGACACGUCGCUCGCACGUGCACCACGCGCCCGCGCGGGCGGCGGCGGUGGCGGUGGCGGCGGUAGAACCCGUCGUCCAGCAGCUGCCGCCUUCGGGCCGCCCGCGGCCGCCGCCGUCACCGCCGCGGGACGCCGCUGCCCAACGCCCGCGCCGAAGACGGCCCAGCGGCGCCGCCAAGCAGAAGCUCUUUUUCUUGGCCUGA